CCUUCCUCGGUUCCUGGCCUGAGAGCUUAUAGAGAGAUCUUACUCCGUGGUCAGUCACACCACCUGAACUUUAUGUCUAGCAGCUAAACGUACACCGGGUAUGUCCACAGCUCACAUCGGUGGCAUUUUGGGAUUGUGGAUUUCUAUAUGCGAAGCCGGGCCAAGGAAGUACACUCAGGUUGCCAUUCUCGAAUGGAGCAAAUGGUAUAAGGUGCCCAGCAACAACCAUGGACGAUUUCAACCUUCACUGCCAACACAUAGUUCAAAUGAGAGAAUCAUCUUUGAAGUGAUACGCGUCCCAGCCAGAGCUGAUGAGUGGGUUUCCUAGUGCCCGCGUUUUAGCGUACAAGGAUUCAGUUGUCC
Molecule: messenger RNA, 363 nt
Organism: Paecilomyces variotii
Lineage: Eukaryota; Fungi; Ascomycota; Eurotiomycetes; Eurotiales; Thermoascaceae
Exons: 2
Coding region: 101-328 (75 amino acids)
Source: RefSeq, a predicted model, not a curated record